UAUCCAAGCGAUCCAACUGGUUGCAACUUCCUUUAUAGUAUUCUUGUAGCUAGGCUAGCUCUCUAGACUCUAGCCUCUAGCUAUUGCCGGCCGGCUAGUACACUAGCGGCAGCACACAUACACCACUGUCCACUUCAUCAACUUGCCUUCGAUUCUGCUCCUACUAUCUUUGUAGUCAAAGAGGUGCUCAUGGAGACGGCUUCAACAAGCCCAGACACCAUGGAGGCCGCAGCAAGGUCCCCCGGUCUCUCCAUCACCGUCGAGAAGAACCCGCCGGAGGCGCGCCUGCUUCAACUCGGCGUCAAGUCCUGGCCCAAAUGGGGCUGUCCGCCGGGGAGGUUCCCGCUCAAGUUCGACGCGGCGCUGACGUGUUACCUCGUGAAGGGCAGGGUGAGGGCCGCCGUGAAGGGCUCCCGCGACUGCGUGGAGUUCGGCGCCGGCGACCUCGUCGUCUUCCCCAAGGGCCUCAGCUGCACCUGGGACGUCGUCGUCGGCGUCGACAAGCACUACAACUUCGACCCCUCCUAAACCAUAUACACUUACGUAUUAGCACACGCAUCUUCUUGUUCUGAUUUGUCUCUUCUUUGUGUCUGACGCCUGGAUCGAAUUCCUGUGUUGACGUGAUCUGUAAACCUCUGCGUGCGACGACCAUGACUUAGCUAUUAACAAGGAGAAAGCUCUGCGUGUGGUAGCCAUUAGCCCAUUAGUUGUGAGUUAACUGAAUCUAUCUGAUGGCUGGCUCCUCGUCAGUGGAUACUUGAUAGCUAGUGUAAUUAAUAUACUAUAUACGACUAAUGCAAUGUAAUAUAUUACUA
Sorghum bicolor (sorghum) is the source of this 815-nucleotide messenger RNA. RefSeq lists its product as uncharacterized. The record is from RefSeq and is a predicted model, not a curated record. The coding region runs from base 190 to 528 and encodes 112 amino acids. NCBI's taxonomy places the organism in Eukaryota, Viridiplantae, Streptophyta, Magnoliopsida, Poales, Poaceae. The transcript is spliced from 2 exons.